AUGCGGGACAGCUCACCAGACAACGGUGCCCAGUCCCCGUUUCAAGCAGAACCCGCGCCCACGAAUCCAGACCCAUAUUCAAACUCCACAGAAGAGUUCCACCACGGCCCGAAUGCGCCCUCGAACCCCCGCAAAUCCCUCGCCGAGUCCCUGCUCACGCGAUGCCACACGCUCCUCGCCGAACUCGAUGCCUUCAAGGCCCUUCUAGCGCGAACGCAACGGAAUCCGCAAACUGUCGAGGUACGCUCUCUGCGCUCAAAUAUACUUGCGGAAUUGAAGACGCUCGAAAAGAUCUCUGCGCAGCUUGAUGCGGCGAUUGCGGUGACGGAGGAGGUCAGGGGGAGGAUUAAUCGAGAGCAGAACGGCAACGAAGGUGGCCUGGACGGCGGUCAGACUCACAAUGAUCUGAUUGACGCCGAAGAGGCUGAAGUCAAGCUGAUGCAUGCGCUGCGGUCGUCCAAUUUACCCUUUUACGAGGCUGUGUGGACCAUUGCGAAGACAACGUGUACGGGCCUUGUUGCGUUUGGAAAGAGGUUUUACUGGGACAGGGAUGAUGGGAGCGGGAAUAAGAAUAAGGAUAAACGGAAAAGUGUCUUGGUCGAUAUUGUGGCGGAUGAUGGGGAGGAGUGGGUGAAGGUUUCUACAAUCUCGGAGACGAGGUUAUUGUUUGAGAUGGCGAAGAAGGGGUGGGAGGCAGAUUCGGAGGAUGAGGAUGGUGAGAAGAGGACUGUUUUGCAGAAUCAUAGUCGAGGGGAGGAUAGUGACUACGACGAUGACGACGAUGAUGCGAUUGAGCUGAUCAAGCUUGCCGGGGACAUGAGGAAAGCUGCAAGCUUAGUGAGGGUGAACUACAGGCAGCCUCGAUUGCGGUUUGUGAUUCCUAAGGUUGAGGAAGGGCAAACUCCGGAGAUUGAUGACCUUCUCAAGGCAAUCCGAGGAUAUGGUGUGACAGUUGAAUGUGGAGAGGAUGUAUCUUCCUCCGAACACAAUGCUAGUGAAAAUCCAGAAGCUGGACCAGCUUCCAAUGAGGAAGAGGUCCGGCCGCUUCUUCCAAACAGAUUGAAGAGGUUCACGGCAACGGUCAAUGUUGAUUGCACCUUAUUACUCGCCAUUAUCUCGGACUUGUCCCAUUACCAGAGCAUAUCUCCUUCCCCAAAGCAUCACAAAGCUAUCAACCGGCAAAUUGAGAUUGAACGGGAGCGACCCCUGCUAUCGACAGAGCUUUGGCCGACUAUGGAAUCCCGUGAGCUGAUCUGCACAAGCGAGGCUGCAAAAAGGAUGCGCGAGAUUGUGGAUACCAUCGGCACCGACACUGAGAGGAUGCGAAUGGCAAUCCUUAUGGGUGAUCAUUCUUUCAAGGAAAUGAAGUCAGCAUCCCUCAUCGAAGAGCUUCAGAAACUGUCCAAUUAUCAAGUACCUGUUCAUCUGAACAUUCCGAUCAGAAUAGUCGAUGCUCAACCCGCCAUCAACUUGGGAAAGCAGCAAGGAAAACUACCUCCUGUUGCUCAAAAAGUGGAAGAAAUAUUGUCCGAUAUAAAUACCAGUGUCUUCAUGUAUGGUUGGGUAUCGAAAAUCAUGACCAUAACAAGCAACCGCACGGUCGUGAAACAAAUCGAAACGACGAUCGAGCUGCAGAGAGACGCCGAAGAUUUGGAAGGGCCGUUAGUGUGGGUGUGCGACACAGCCAGGAGUUUGAUAGGAAAAGAAAAGGGCCGAAAGGAUUAA
Molecule: messenger RNA, 1725 nt
Organism: Aspergillus calidoustus
Lineage: Eukaryota; Fungi; Ascomycota; Eurotiomycetes; Eurotiales; Aspergillaceae
Source: the annotation of a GenBank genome assembly